GUCUAAGUUCUUGAAAAUAAAGGGACAUUCUCAUAUAGUAACUGUGAUAGUGGGGUGGACUGAACCAAAAAAGUCAAGAUUUACCUGCUAUUAUUUUGGUUAUAGGAUCUGGGGUCUGUUCACUCUUUUGCUAACACAAAUGUAAAGGGCUAAUCCAGUGACUCAAACCUUUGAAAAUUUCUUCAUUAGUUUAUAAUAUGCCUCAAGAUAAUCUGAGAUCAGUUAUGUAUAGAUCAUUUGUCACUUGUGAUAAUCCCAAAGGUGUUAUUGAAGGUAAGACAAUUAAAAAAUCCAAAAUUGACCCUCAAAAUAUGGAAAAUCAUAAAGUUGGAAAACAAAAGAAUUCUAAGGAUAUUACAAAAGAUUUGUUAAAAGGAGCACUUGAUUUACAAGAGUCAAUAGUUAUGCUGGGGAAAUUGCAAGAAGCUUCAGAAUAUAUGACAAAGUUGAGGAAAAUGAGGAAUGGAAUAGGUAUUGGGAGGACGAAAUCUGAACGUGUUGUAGAUCACUGGUACGAUAAGGUGGAGUUUGAGAAGCCAAGAUUUUCUGUUGAUUGUUCGCGAGAUUGUUAUGAUGAGUUAAGGGAAGCGAUAAGAGAUGGUCUUGCUAGACAAAAUUUGUUGCAGUCAUGUUGUGGUUCAGAGAAGGCUCGUAUCGAUAGAAGAAAAGUAGAGUUAUCUCCCGAUUUCCCCUCUACUAGUUUCACUACCUCGAGUGAGUCAUCGAUAGAAAAACCUGGUGUUGUUGAUGGGAAAAAAGUGGUUUUAUCACCCGAUUUCUCGUCCACUAGCUCAAGCCAAUGUUCCAUGGUUCAGUCCCAUGAAAUUUCCUCUUUUGAGUGUUCUCCACCAAAGAUUCAAAAGGAGAAGCCGAAAGCGCCAAAUUUGAUAGCAAGACUAAUGGGACUUGAAGAUAUUCCUACAACACAGAAACAAUUAGAGAAGGAUAAGGUUUUGAAGCAGAGAAGGCCUGUAUUUGAAAUAGAUUUGCCAAAGGCAACGAAGCCGUCUGUCAUCGGUCAGAGGACGGAUCCAAAACAGAGAACAUUGGACGGGAUAAUUGAAACAAUGCAAUUCAAAGGCCUUUUGAGAAGCAAGUGUAUUGAGGGAUCUAAUAAUGUGAUCUCUCAUCAAACUAGUGUUUCUCAUUUCUUGAAGAGUUUCGCCGAUGAUGCUCCACCUAUUGUGAUCAUGAAGCCGAUGUACGCUCCAGAAAUGCAGGCACAAAAGUUUCCUUCAGAUACUAAAGAGACAUUUGGAAAAUGGAACUCAAAGGAAGAGAAUUCAGCUGUGAAUUUCACUAUAUACCGGAAAUUGCAGGCACGAAAAGUUGAAACGUCUUCAGGUCAAAAGAGUAAUGAAGUUGUCAUUCAGGGAAAACUGCCUUCUACAAAGAGUAGAGAUUCUUCUCCUGUAAAGACUAAGCAACCAAAGAAAGAAGCGAUAGAAGAAAGGAUUGGGAGAACUCAACAAGCUGUUGGCGCGAAGAAAUCUGGAGAAAUGAAAAAUGCUGAUCUCAAUACCACUGCUAAAUUUCAGGAUCAAAGUAAGAGGACUACUGCUAAAGUGAGGAAACCUGAGCGAAAAUCGAAUGCACCAGAAAAACUUGUUGCACUGCCAAAUAGCACUAUCUCAAAGCGCGUCACAGCCAUUGCAUCUAAUAACUCCAGAAAUAGGAAGAAGAAUGUCAAAACUGAAAAGUCUGUCAAGAGUUCCUCUGUUGUUCCUAUGGUUGAGAUUAUGGAACACAAGGAUGGCAAUAUCCAGAUUGUUCAGGCAGUUGAUCGAGACAGUAAUAUAACCAUAACCAAGAUUACAUCCUCAGAAGAGCUUCCCUGUGAGGAAGUGACUGAAAUCUUUGAAAAUGUUGUCAUUGAUAAUCUUAAUACUGAUGAAAGUUUCGCAUCUGAGUCUACUGUGCCAUUUAUCCAGUGUGACCAUGACAUCCCCCUAAUGGAGCACACUAGCUAUCAAGUUCAUCUACAUUCAACUGAAAAGGAAGACCUUAAAUCUAGAGCGACUACACGACACAUACUGUUGAGCAACGAAUCAUUCCUCAGUCGAGCAGAGGAGCUUUUCGAUACUGAUGCAUGGGAACCAACAGUAUGGAAAACAAUUAGUGUCGACAAUGAAGUCGCAGAAAACACACUCUUAUUGGAUUGUGCCAAUGAAUUGUUAGAACAUAAAAGGUCUCAGUGUACCCUGGUAGUAUCCAAAAAUCCAAUUAAGACGUCGAAAAUCUCCAUCUCCUUUGACAAGUUGGUUAAUGAAAUCUGUGACAAGAUUGAAGUCUUGAAAAGUUACACUAAGGUUGCUGGCAAUAACCUUUCAAUAGGUACUCUUUAUGCUUUACAUGAAAGAGAUAUAUGGUGCAAUGAAGUGGUUAGUACAACAUGGGAUCUUGGUUGGAGAAAUGGAUUUACUUUGGAUGAGGUUGAACAAGUAGUGACUGACAUUGAGAAACAUCUUUUGAGUGGAAUUAUCGACGAUGUACUUACUGAGUUCGUGCUAUAGUGUUUGUACAUAUUCAGGUUGACAUACACAACAACAACAAUAUACUCAGUGAAAUCCCACAAGUGGUUCUGGGGAGGGUAGGGUGUAUGUAGACCUUACCCCUACCUUGUGUGUGAGGUUGAGAGGUCGUUUCCGAUAGACCCUCGACUCAAGAACAGCAGGUUGACAUACAUAAUGUGUAAAUAAUAAAUCUUAUACUUACGGGGGUUGUAAAGGUAUUAAAGAAGCUGGUUUUUUUUUUUGGAGUUGCAGAAUAACACAAAGCUGAAUAGCUCUAAUAAUUUGUUGUUGAAUUUGAUCGACAGAGUUGUACAUUUAUUGCUGAAAAGGGAAUACAAUGAAGUCUUUAUACA
Nicotiana tabacum (common tobacco) is the source of this 2866-nucleotide messenger RNA. RefSeq lists its product as uncharacterized. Lineage: Eukaryota; Viridiplantae; Streptophyta; Magnoliopsida; Solanales; Solanaceae. The record is from RefSeq and is a predicted model, not a curated record.